AUGCCCCCGCUCAUCUUCACCGGGCUCUUUGUGACUCUCUGGUGCUGGAAGUGCACGAUGCUGGUUCUCUUCCAGAAUGCCAUCAUCUACAACCCCUUCAUACCUCCCAAUGCGAGGAGCAUGCGCAUCUCCGACUUUGCUCGCCACUGUGGGGGCAUCCAGUGGCGCGAGGAGCGCAUCCGGUCCCUGGACGGGACGAGCAUCGCCCUGUGCAUAAAUGAGAUGGCAUCCCUGGAAGCCAACGACCCAGGCGGCGCCAAGGCAAAACCUCCUGUUUACAUUCUCUACUUCCAAGGCAAUGCUUCUUCGCUUCCGCCACGACUACCCGAUAUCUCGUGGGUUCUUCGCCGGCUGAGAGACGGCGAUCAACACAUGGACUGCACGACGAUAUGCCUCAGCUAUCGCGGAUACUGGACAUCCCACGAUCGUCCCUCGGAGCGUGGCAUCAACAUGGAUGCCCAAGCCGCAUUGCAGUGGAUAUCCCAGCGGCAUCGAGACAGGGCCGCGGGCAAUCAACUCUUGAAGCCCGUGGUCGUGCUAUGGGGCCAGAGCAUCGGCUGUGGCUUUGCAACGAACCUGGCGGCGAUGCCCCGAGCAGACUCUGACUUGAGCAUCGACGCGAUGAUACUGGAAACACCAUUCACAAACACCCGCGCCAUGUUGGCGGCGCUGUAUCCCCAACGAUGGCUCCCUUACCGACACCUGUGGCCCUUUCUCCGCAACCACCUCGAUAGCUGGAAAAACCUGGGCGUGAUAGCUGGUAUGCAGCAAGUUCGUCCGCCACAAGUCUGCAUCGUGGAGGCGGCAAAGGACGAGUUGGUGCCGCGGGAACACGGCGCGAUGCUCCAGCGACGUUGCCAGGAUCUCGGGCUCAUCGCGGAGCGCGUCACGAUACGCGGAGCCCUGCACAACGAUGUCACGGGGCGCACGGCGGGCAAGCAGGCGAUCGCGCAAGCCAUUGGCACGGCUGUGGAAAGGGCCAGCGGACUGUCCGCACCGCCGAAAGCAACCGCGAAAUAG
Molecule: messenger RNA, 1020 nt
Organism: Hirsutella rhossiliensis
Lineage: Eukaryota; Fungi; Ascomycota; Sordariomycetes; Hypocreales; Ophiocordycipitaceae
Product: alpha/beta superfamily hydrolase
Exons: 2
Coding region: 1-1020 (339 amino acids)
Cellular component (GO): membrane
Molecular function (GO): palmitoyl-(protein) hydrolase activity
Source: RefSeq, a predicted model, not a curated record